AUGGCGGAAAGAUCAAUGGAUCGUUCGGCUUCUGUUAGCUCUGCGUCGACAGAUGUCGAGAGAUUCGAUGAUAAGACCGAAAAGCGUGCUUUGAUGGGUUCACAGGAUGAAGACUACAAACUAAGAACGCCAGAGGAACUGGAAGAUGUGGAAGAAGAUAUUGAACGAGCAGAAUUACUUGCUCCACCACCAGAAGAGAAGCCAAAAGCCCCGAAAAGUUCUAUCAGAUCUUCAAUUAUUUGGAUGGUGGUGAAUACAUUGGCGACAAUCGGUAUCGUCUUCACCAACAAGACAAUCUUUUCAGAUCCUUCUUUGAAACUCGCACAACUCACAUUCGCGGCGUUCCAUUUCACUGUAACAUGGCUGACGCUCUACACACUAUCGCGACCGCGGUUUGCGAUGUUCGUACCGAAAAGAAUUGCAGUCAAAGACAUAUUUCCACUCGCUAUCUCUAUGGCGUUGAAUGUCAUCUUACCCAAUUUAUCUCUUGCUUUUUCGACAGUUACUUUCUAUCAAGUAGCUCGAAUUCUUCUCACACCAACUGUCGCACUCAUGAACUUUGUUUUGUAUCGAUCAACAUUACCUAGAAAUGCGAUAUAUGCCUUGAUACCCGCUUGCAUUGGUGUGGGAAUGGUAUCCUAUUACGAUUCACUCCCCACCGCCGAUGCGAAUAUCAAAACCACCAGUACCUUGGGAGUAAUAUUCGCAUUCACGGGAAUCUUCGCCAGUUCUCUCUACACAGUCUGGAUCGCCAGUUAUCACAAGAAAUUACAAGUCAACAGCAUGCAAUUGUUGUUUAGCCAAGCACCAUUGGCAGCUUUCAUGCUGCUCUACGUUAUUCCCUUUGUAGACACCUUCCCCGUUUGGAGCGAGGUACCGGUGAACCGAUGGGUUAUGAUUUUCAUGUCGGGUUUCUUUGCCUGUAUAAUCAAUAUGUCGCAAUUCUUUAUCAUUGCUCAAACUGGUCCCGUAUCCAGUACGGUUGUUGGACAUGUCAAAACAUGUUCAAUUGUUGCUAUUGGAUGGAUGACUUCUGGACGGGCUGUGGGGGAUAAAUCAGUAAUUGGAGUUUUCGUUGCAAUUGCAGGAAUCGUUGCGUAA
Messenger RNA from Sclerotinia borealis F-4128, 1101 nucleotides. The record is from the annotation of a GenBank genome assembly. Lineage: Eukaryota; Fungi; Ascomycota; Leotiomycetes; Helotiales; Sclerotiniaceae.